UGAGAGUGCGAGACAGGAUGAGAGAGAGGAAGUGUUAAAGAAAAAGAGUUAAAGAAAGUGUUAAGAGUUUGGGUGCUGUAGAGAGAAGUGUGUGUGUGUGUGUGAGAGAGAGAGAGAGAGAGAGAGAGAGAGAGAGGCUGUUAGAGUGUGUAUUGGGCUGUUGGGGGGGGGUGAAAGAGUGAGUGAGAGAGGCUGUUGGAAAGAGAGUCAGUCUGAGUGAGUGCGAUAGAGAGGGGAGGGGGAAGUUUUACAGUGAGAGCUUGCAUAGGAAGAGAGGAGGGGAAAAGGAAGGACAAAAACGACUGGGGAGAAGAAAAGAGGGAGCAUAGUGGCCUGUUUGUUUUCUCUUUAUGUCGCUUUGAAUAGCGGUUACAAGAGGACUUUCUACCAUAGAGCACUUUGAUUUGAAUAUUUCACGGAGCGGUUCUGCGAGCGCUUUGCAUGCUGUUUCAGUUUGAGCAGAGACAGACAGACGGAGCUCAGAGCUGAGCUUUACAGAGAGCAGCACACACUACUCACUCACACGGACACGUGUUGAGCGCUUUGUGCCUACUUCACUCUAUUCUACCAGCAGCGGCGGUGAUACCCAACUAAACGGCCUCCGUAAGUUACUUAUACAGUGUUUCUGAAUCCAGGGUGCCGCUAGAUGCAGAGCUGUUUGGUCAGACGGAGACAUUAGACACUAGCUAACAGAUCUUCAGGUGGUGUUUUUAAAUCACGUAGCACUGAGGAGCUCAUCAAACACGGCGAGGAAAACCCAGCAGACGAGUUCAAACCUUUUCUCUGUGGACUAUGGCGGCGGUAACUAGUCCAGAAUCGAGCACCCAGCCUCGGGUUUACUUCCAAACACCUCCCGGUACCGAAGAAACCGAGACGCCGGUUAGAAAACAAGGACGAGUGACGGUUAAAUACGACCGAAAGGAGCUGAGAAAGAGACUCAAUCUGGAGGAGUGGAUCAUAGACCAGCUAACGGAGCUGUACGACUGCGAGGAGGAGGCCAUUCCUGAGCUGGAGAUUGAUGUUGAUGAGUUAUUGGACAUGCAGAAUGAUGUAGAUCGUGCUGCACGUGUUAAGGAACUGCUGGUAGAUUGUUACAAACCUACUGAAGACUUUGUGUCUGAGUUGCUGGAUAAAAUUCGCGGGAUGCAGAAGCUCAGCACUCCUCAGAAGAAAUAAAGCUCCUCCAGCGCAGCCCCUCCUAAGACAUCUCCCCAACUCCUCCUACACCUCCUCUCCCACUGUGGCCAUCCACCUGCCAACAGGUGCUCAACCAACCAUAGGCCUGCAUCUCCAUCUCACGGGGAGGAGGAAGAGAAGGAAGUGGGGUCAUGGGAGGCUCUAGCCAAUCAGAUUCUUAUAAGCAGGGCUUAUUUUUUUCUUUAUUUUGUUAAUUGUAUGGUAUUUUAUUUUUAUUUUUUUGUAAAAGGGGGAAAGACUUUGUAGUGUUUUUAAGCAUUUGUAGAAAUGCAUUGUUUCUACACGUAUAACUAUUUCAGGUGUUAGGAAAUUGUGUUGAAUUUUGAUUUUUUUUUUCUCUGAUGCAAUACUGCGUAUGUGUCCCUAAUGGCCACACUCACCAUAAACUUGCUGUGUGUAGGUGACAGACUAUGCUAUGACCAUUACUGCGCUAUAGUAAGUUUGGAAGAGAUGAGAAAGAAGCGGCCUUGUCCUUUUUUUAAACGUGUUCCUCCUAUUUCUUUGAUCUUGUAUGUGUCACACUGUGUGCAAGGGCUUUGCUAGAGAAUGUUGAUGUAGACUUUUUAUUUGUAAUGGAAACAAUGCAGAGAUGGGAGAGGAGAGGGGGUCUGUGGUGAAGUGGUGCUGGAAAAUUGAUUUUUUUUUUUAACUGAACUUCCCUUUAGACAUAUACACAUAUAAUAUAAACACACAUUUUCACACACACAUGGGCAUCCCAACCCUCAGGGAUCAGUGAAUAUACACAUCAUCUACCACAGCUGUGGUUAUCAGUCCACACACAUGCAAAGCGGCUCAUAUUCAAAUACAUAUAUUUUUAAAAUGUGUGUCAAUUUAGAAAUAUUAAACAUUGGCAAUAUUGAUUGUUAUUAUAAAUGUACAUCUGAUUCAAAAUAUGCACAUAUAUGAAAAUAUUGGCAUAUAUUUUAAUAGAAUAUGGCAUAUGUUUCAAUAAACCAGGCAAAUUUAAAUAAAUUUAACCCAUAGUGACAUAUUUUGCACAUACAUGUUUAAUAUGGGAAAAUGUAUGUACAUAUAUUUUUGUUCCAUAUGUGGCGAGAGAGUUAGUCAAGUGUAAGUCAGUAAGGUGGAGAUUUAUGGAGAAGAGGUCUAAAACACUGCCAGUUCAUCCUCACACAAUUAAUCCUUUCAAGUAAUUCUGCGAAUCAUCUUCACCACAAAGCCAUCUGUGCCCUCCCUCACAGCCAAUCAAAUACAACAGAGGGCUAAUGGGGCUAAUUUGCAUAUUCUGUGCUUUUGCAUUCACAUAAUUUACACAUUUAUUACAUUCACGUUUUACAAUCUGUCUGUGUGUGUGUAAGUUGACUGAAGAUGCUUCACCCAUUACCCUUUAACAUAAAUAAAGUCUCAUACACAAAUGAGCACCAAAUCUAGAAGGCAGGGCUGGGCAAUAUGGCAGAAAUUACUUGGAGACAUUUUCAUGAUGCCUUCAUACGCAUCACAAUAUUUUGUUUAUCUAGGGCUUGAAAAGUUGGAAGAGGCAUAAUGCACCAGCAGUACCACACUCAAAACGGCACCAUGGAUGUUUUGUUCAAAUUGAAAGCAAUAGCAUUACUGAGGCUAAAAUAUGGUUCCCAUGUGCUGCUGCGAGUCCCUCUGCAAAGCGUGAAAUCAUGUCAUAAAUCUCUGCGUAUUAACAUCGACCCAUACAGCCUCAAAAGGAGGGUCCGGCUCAAUGUUUAGGCCUCAGGUGCAAAAUCAACAUUAUGCUGAUGAAGAUCUGAUGACAUAGUAGAUAAUCAAAACCUACAUUGUUGGAGACAUGUCCUUCACCAAGUUUUGCCUGAGCUACUCAGUCAAUUACUCCUUAAACAAGCUUACAAGCAUCAGAUUCAUCCCCUAGCGGAAGGGGUCCGAAGCACAACUGAUGUUGCAAAAUGCUCUUCCGCAUGUUGUGUGCAAUUACACAUUUCCACCAGAGAGGUCUCAAAAUCCCCAAACCUUACAGCUUUAAAGCUGCUAUUAAAACAGCAAAAAUAAGUUUCACAUAUUGUCAAGUUUCAAAUCACCCGACAGUCGAGCUGAACCUUGGACAGCUGUGCAACGUGGAACAUGCAGUUGUUCAGUUUUACUGCUGAUAUCCACAAUAUACACAGAAAAAAUUAUUGUGGUAUAAUUUAUCAUGACAACAAAAUCAUAUUGGCUGUCCCUGCUGACAAGGUCCAACAUGCUCUCUAGUAGUGAAGACAGCUGAUUGUAGUGAUUGCAGGCUGAUCUGGAGUCAGACUCUGGAGUCAGAUACAGUGUAAGAAGAACAAGAGAGAUGGUCACUUCAACCACACAGCUCUAUCUCUCCUUCCCUCCCUCUCAUUGUUAAUCCCACUUGCUCUAUCUCUUCUUUAGGGCACCAACAGUGUCCCUCCUCCUAUAGUUUCUCUCUCUUUACAGCACUAAUCUUUUCCAGAAAGAAUCACUCCCUUUUUCCCCUUUUUAUAUCAGAUGUUGCCUUAGGUCAUAUAUGUGUUACAGAAACCAAAAAAAUUGAGGCAUUCAUUUUGAAGAGCAUAUAAACAUGUAAAAAAUGGAAACCUUUGGGCUUCAGGAUUCAAAACAUCCUUGUUGUACUUUCUUACUCUCUUUUCAAUUAUUCUGUUUUAUAGAAAAUAAAGUUGACUAGAUUUAACAGACCAAUUGUCUAGAUGCAGAUAUUAAGGUGAUUUUUUAUUACUGUGUGUACUGUAUCUGACAAUGCUGUUGAUUUCUCUUCUUUCUUACACAGAAGAUCAUAAAAAAAUAUAACAUUAACUGAAUUUAAUAAGAAGACACAGGAUGUAUUAGAAAACGUAGGCACCUGAUAUUAGUCUGUGGUUGAAUGUCAUCUUUGGAAAAGGAAAAAGAAUUAGAAGAAGAUGUAGCAAUACUAAAUGUCCUGUUCUCCCAGUUUUGUUACACUUUUAUGCAACUUUAAUAAAAACAUCUUAAAUACCA
Molecule: messenger RNA, 4143 nt
Organism: Colossoma macropomum (tambaqui)
Lineage: Eukaryota; Metazoa; Chordata; Actinopteri; Characiformes; Serrasalmidae
Gene: ppp1r14bb
Product: protein phosphatase 1, regulatory (inhibitor) subunit 14Bb
Exons: 4
Coding region: 793-1176 (127 amino acids)
Biological process (GO): regulation of phosphorylation; innate immune response
Cellular component (GO): cytoplasm
Molecular function (GO): protein serine/threonine phosphatase inhibitor activity
Source: RefSeq, a predicted model, not a curated record